AUGGUCCGCAUCAUCCCUGGACGACUUAAGUCGAGCUCUUCCCUCCGCAACAGCCGCAGCAGCAGUCCGACAAGAAACAACAGCACCGGCAGCAGCACAAACAGCAAGAUGGGAGACCUGAGCCCCAAGGACAAUGGUUUGACCUUGAAGGUCGUCAUUAUGAAGGCUCGAAACCUUGCCGCCAAAGACAGAAGUGGCACCUCCGACCCGUACCUUGUUUUGACCCUCGGCGACGCCAAGGUCACCACCCACGAGGUGCCAAAGACUCUGAAUCCCGAAUGGAACGUCAUCGAAGAACUCCCCGUCAACACAACCCAAUGCCUUCUCCUCGAUGUGAUAUGCUGGGACAAGGACCGCUUUGGCAAGGAUUACCUCGGCGAGUUCGACCUCGCUCUCGAGGAGAUUUUUGCCGACGAGCAGACCGAGCAGAGUCCGAAAUGGUACCCCUUGAGGAGCAAGAGACCUGGCAAGAAGACGAGCGUCGUAUCUGGCGAGGUCAUGCUGCAAUUCACACUCUUCGAUCAGUCCAACACGGCCGCCACGCGCGAGCAAGUCUUCGAGAAGUUCUAUGCCCUCGUCAGCCAGCUCCCCGCAGGCUCGAGACAAAUAACGCCUACCAUGACACCUCUCAUUCAGCCAGUUCAGAACUUGAGGGUGCGCAGCGGAGCCACCCCCUCGCCUCCGUUGUCGCGCAACCAGACCGAAGCCGAUCAGGACGAGGAAGACGAUGAGGAUCUCGACAUCGAGGACGAUACCCCUGAAGACGAAGAUCCCAGCAAGCCCGAAGUCGCCGAGAAGCGCAGACGCCGUCUGAGAAUCAAGGGGCUGAAGAAGAAGAAGAGAGAUCAGACAUACGAAUUCAAUAACAGUGGAAGCGAUGUUGUGGGCAUCAUUUAUCUCGAGGUCUUAAACAUCACAGACCUGCCUCCCGAACCCAACUCAACCCGAACGACGUUCGACAUGGACCCCUUUGUCGUGGCGUCCCUCGGCAAGAAGACGUACCGAACGAAACGAGUGCGGCACAACCUGAACCCCAUCUUCAACGAGAAGAUGAUCUUCCAGGUCCAGGGACACGAGCAAACGUACUCGUUCUCCUUUACCGUAAUGGAUCAUGACAAAUACUCUGGCAACGACUUCAUUGCCGACUGCACCCUGCCCAUCAGGGAGCUCAUUGAGAAGGCCCCUAAGGCGAACCCCGAAACUGGUCUGUACGACGUUCCCGAACCUCACGAAUACGUGCAGCCGCAGCAGCGCCGUUUCAAGAAGCUUGCUAUGUCCCGCACAUCUUCUUCUCAGAGUCUGACCAAGAUUCGCCCCGGCUUGUCCAAGAACGCCAGCAGCGCUUCUACAACGACGGCAUCGCCGAGUGGGACGAUGACUUCGACGCCUGCCGUCCAGGGCUCGACCCUGAACCCCGAAUUCUUGUCUCCGGAGCAAGCUCUGGCCGGAGCUGGCGCCCAGACUGCCGAAUUGGAAGCUGAAGAUACGGACUUCAACGACUACAGCGUGGCCUUGAAAAUGAAAGACGCCAAAAAGUGGGAGGACAAACACAACCCGGUGCUUUACAUCCGCGCCAAAUACGUGCCUUACCCGGCUCUUCGCCAGCAGUUUUGGAGAUCUAUGCUCAAGCAGUACGACACUGACGAGAGUGGCCGCAUCAGCAAGAUUGAACUGACCACAAUGCUGGAUACCUUGGGAUCAACGCUGCAUGAGUCGACCAUUGACAGCUUCUUCCAGCGGUUCCCUCAUAGGGUGCAGGGUGAGGACAUGUCAGAUCUGACGUUCGACGAGGCCGUAAUUUGCCUAGAGGACCAGUUGGAGGCCAAGAGCCGGCCACAGCUUACCGUCGGAGAGAAGAUGAAGAACAUGUUGCCGGACGCCGACAAGGUGAAGCACUUGCUCUCUGGCCAGGGCAACGGCAAUGGGCCGAGUGGUCUGUCAACAGAGGCGUCGAGCUCUUCCGACGGCACUCUCAACGUACCGGAGCUCAGCACACCCGGGGAAGAGGGUGACUUGCUCGACCGGGAUGACCUGGCAGAGGACCGCUCCGGUGAGGAGCAUGUGGUUGAGAUCAGGGAAUGCCCCAUUUGUCACCAACCGCGUUUGAACAAGCGCAAGGACACCGAUAUCAUCACCCAUAUUGCCACGUGUGCGAGCCAGGACUGGCGACAAGUCAACAACCUCGUCAUGGGUGGUUUCGUCACCGCCAGCCAGGCUCAGCGAAAGUGGUACUCCAAGGUCAUCACCAAGAUCUCGUACGGCGGAUACAAGCUUGGUGCCAACUCGGCCAACAUCCUAGUCCAGGACCGAAUCACUGGUCAGAUCAACGAGGAGAAAAUGAGCGUCUACGUGAGACUCGGCAUCCGUCUUCUGUACAAGGGACUGAAGUCGAGCAAUAUGGAAACCAAGAGGAUCCGUAAGAUGCUCAAGAGCAUGAGCAUCAAGCAGGGUAAGAAGUUCGACGACCCGGCAUCCAAGGCAGAGAUUCCCAAGUUCAUCGAGUUCCAUCGCCUCGACAUGUCCGAGGUGCUCUUGCCAAUGGAGGAGUUCAAAAACUUCAACGAGUUCUUCUACCGAGCUCUGAAGCCCGAGGCACGACCAUGCUCUGCCCCCGACCGCCCCGACGUUGUCGUCUCGCCGGCCGACUGCCGCAGCGUUGUCUUCAACAGCGUCAGCCAGGCGACCAAGGUCUGGAUCAAGGGUCGCGAGUUCUCUGUCAAGCGCCUGCUCGGGGACGCUUACCCUGACGAUGUGAAGCGCUUUGAGAAUGGAGCUCUCGGCAUUUUCCGCCUGGCGCCGCAAGACUACCACCGCUUCCACAUUCCCGUCGACGGCAUUAUGGACAAGCCGAAGACGAUCGCGGGAGAAUAUUACACGGUCAAUCCCAUGGCCAUCCGUUCGGCGCUCGACGUCUAUGGCGAGAACGUCAGAGUAAUCUGCCCCAUCGACAGCCCCGUGCACGGUCGUGUCAUGGUCAUAUGUGUCGGCGCCAUGAUGGUCGGCAGCACGGUCAUCACUGCUCAGGAAGGCGCCCAGGUCAGCCGUGCCGACGAGCUUGGGUACUUCAAGUUCGGUGGCAGCACUAUUGUGCUGUUGUUCGAGCCGGGCAAGAUGAGGUUCGACGACGACUUGGUCGACAACUCAAACGGAGCUCUUGAGACUCUGGUUCGUGCCGGUAUGUCUGUUGGACACGCACCCGACCUGCCACAAUGGGCCCCCGACAUGCGCAAAGACGCGAAGGACGUGACAGACGCCGAGAAAAAGGACGCCAAGCGCCGUAUCGGCGGCAGCAUCGGCGGAGAGGAAUCGUCAAGCGGCGAGGAGACCCCCAAUACCAGCGCAGACCUCGGCACGCACGCCGCAUCGGCCAUGUAG
Colletotrichum higginsianum IMI 349063 is the source of this 3375-nucleotide messenger RNA. Its product is annotated as Phosphatidylserine decarboxylase. NCBI's taxonomy places the organism in Eukaryota, Fungi, Ascomycota, Sordariomycetes, Glomerellales, Glomerellaceae. The transcript is spliced from 5 exons. Bases 1 to 3375 code for a protein of 1124 amino acids. The record is from RefSeq and is a predicted model, not a curated record. Gene Ontology annotation, molecular function: calcium ion binding; phosphatidylserine decarboxylase activity. Gene Ontology annotation, biological process: phospholipid biosynthetic process.